AUGUCGAUUUUUUUUGCAACUAUUACUGGAAUCCCAUCGUUUUUUCAUAGUUCAGCAAAACGAUCGUACGCUCUUGCAUCUACAUCGGCUAGACGUAUGCCAACAAUUGCUGAGACAAGAUGGUCGUCUAAUUCAAAAUUAAUCAGUCUAAUUAUUGAAGACUGGGAAAAAUUAAAAGAGGUUUUUGAUAAUAUAAUGAAUUCUGAAGAGCCAGACCGCAAAUCAGUUCAGCUGGCUAAAGGAUUUGUAAGAGAUUUAAAAGAUUUUGAGUUUACAUUUAUAGCAACAGUUUUUAGCGACAUUUUUCAUAUAACAGAUAUUUUAUAG
Messenger RNA from Diabrotica balteata, 327 nucleotides. The record is from the annotation of a GenBank genome assembly. Lineage: Eukaryota; Metazoa; Arthropoda; Insecta; Coleoptera; Chrysomelidae.